AUGGAACUUUCAGAUCAGCAAGUUACUGAAUCUUCCAUGUCGUUAGAUACAAAUUUUUUACAAGUUUCAUGCAACUGGCAAAUUAACAAUAACAAACAAUUUCAUGAUACAUUCACAGUGAAAAUUUCGUCUUUAGAAUUUAAGAAAACUAACUUUGAAGACAUAGUUUCUUUGAGUACAUGUAUAUCCGUACAACCAACAGAAUCUAAUAAUGAACCAUGUAUGCUAGAUAUAAAAUUAACAAAUGGUCAAAGAAUCUCUCAGAUCGCUGUAGUUUCUGAAGCUUAUGUAUUAGAGUUUUUUAAACAGUUUGGAGAAUAUGAAACAACAAAGUUUGCAGAAAUUGUAGAUGAAUUUGAGGAUAAUUCAGUUUACUUUGCAGAAACAACAAUUCUUCCACAUGCUACAGAAGCUAGCAUUAAGUUUACAAAAACAAGAAGCAAAAAUUCAGUCAUGUGGAUAUAUGGUAUAAAGCUGUAUCUCACAGAGUCAAUUAUCGAGCCUAAAAAUUUUUCAACAGAAAUCUUUAAUCCUGAAAUAAUGACAAAUUUUUUAACUAAACUAGUUUUUAAUAAUGAAGGGAGCAAUACCACAAAUGAUGUUCAAUCAUGUUAUAUGAAUAUCUUGAAUUCAACAAAAAAUAAAAGUAUUCAAAAAAAUAAUGAAAAAGGAAUGACGAAGUUAACAGAUGAAAAUACUGUAUCAAAUAAUGUGGAUGUUGUGACAUAUAUUGAUAAAAAAUUUGAAGACAUAGAGGCAAGACUAAUGAAAAGAAUUGAUGAAAUGGAACAAAAAAUAAAUCAGAAACUUGAUACUAUUUUAAGACAAUUAGGAACUCAAUGUGGUGCCAAGUGA
Eufriesea mexicana is the source of this 855-nucleotide messenger RNA. RefSeq lists its product as uncharacterized. NCBI's taxonomy places the organism in Eukaryota, Metazoa, Arthropoda, Insecta, Hymenoptera, Apidae. The coding region runs from base 1 to 855 and encodes 284 amino acids. The record is from RefSeq and is a predicted model, not a curated record. The transcript is spliced from 3 exons.